AUGACUGCUGUCGCAUCUCCACCUAGUGUGCAAUCGGGGUCUCGCUUGGGAUGGUACAGCACUGGUGACGGAGGACAAGGAGCCCUGUCGUCGAUGAACACCGACGAAGUGUCACGGAUGUUCAUGCCAAGGAAACACGUUCAACGGUCGAAUUCCUCUUCCUCACUUGGGUCAACUGCCUCCACCAACACUGUGACCAGCAACAAUUCACAAGAUAUCCAUGCUGGACAGGUAUUCAACAGUGAAUCCGGUACCUGGUCAUCGAAACCAAAGUCUACCCGCAAAGUCUGGCCAAACUCCAAAGCCGAACCAGUCUCGGGAGUUUCAACUGCACGAUCUCAAGCGGGUCCUGCAUUCUCGUCAGGGCCAACUGCCUCAUCCACAAUAAUGGGGUCCGACAGCAGCCUAACGGACAAUCUGCGGACCCCCCCGGCUAUAUUGGCCCUUACUCCAAUGAACCAAACCUUUGAGAAGAAACAGAUAAAUGUGCCCUUUUACCCUGAAGUUCUACGGAUCGGCCGCCAGACGAAUGCGAAAACAGUUCCUACCCCAUUGAAUGGCUUCUUUGAUUCAAAGGUACUGUCUAGGCAGCACGCUGAAAUCUGGGCCGAGAAGGCUGGCAAAAUUUGGAUUCGCGACGUUAAGUCAUCAAAUGGAACUUUCGUCAACGGACAUCGGUUGUCACCUGAGAAUAGAGAGUCGGAUCCCCACGAAUUACGGGAAAACGAUACGCUUGAGCUAGGAAUCGAUAUUGUCAGCGAGGAUCAAAACACCAUUGUCCACCACAAGGUCUCUGCUAAAGUUGAGCACGCCGGUCUCUAUGGAUCAACCCCUAACAUCCUUGACCUAAAUUUCGGAGACUUGGAUCCUGCAUCUGGGGGUGGACUUCUACCUUCACCCCUCAGCCAACCGCUUUCGCACAUGCGCGGACGAUCUGGUAGCAACAUGAGCAAUCGUUCUGCCCAGAGUGCUGCCAGCAAUCAGCUCAACGUUAUGCACCAACAACGUCAAAUGAACUACUGGAACUCCCCCAUAUCCGUUGAACAGGUGGUCAAAAGACUCACGAACGAGUUGAAGCAAGCCAAGCAGCAAUCUCAAGAUCUUCGUCAAACCGAUGAUUUUUUGACAGCGAUCAGACAGCCAGGUUAUGCCGAGAAGGAAAGAGUGAACAAGCCGUCGCCUCUCGAAGGCAACCCCUCCCGUCAACUUAACGGACGCCCCAAAAUGCCUCGCGUCGAUUCUUUCUCCAGAUUCUCAGACCCACCCGCACCUCCGCCUCAACAACCUCUCCCCGAAAAGCCAGAUGCUCCCCCACGUAGUGGAUCGGAGUCGUUCUCGCCCCUGAAGCGCAGUGAUACGGAUAAACCCAAGUCAAUGUCCACGAGCUCCCCUGUUUCUCGCGAAUCGAGUCAGAUCUUGUCUCUUAUUGAGGCAUUGUCAAUUGCCAAACGCGAAAUUGAUACCCAGGGAACUCGUAUCAAGGAGCUCGAAGAUCUCCUUCGCGAGGAGAAAACUGCGCGUGAAUCUGCUGAAGACAAGGCCAAGAAUCUGGACACUCCUAAUCCGGCAGAGGAAGAAGAAAUUAAAACCGAGAAGGCCCACCAGGAAGCUCUGGAGGAAGAACUCCCCGUCAAACAAGAACAAGACGGUGUGAAGCCCACCGGAGAACCCAACGGUAUCAACCUGCCUUCAGAGGUUCUCUCGCUUCCCGAGGAUAAAGAGGCAGAAUCUUCCGCGAAAGCACACGCCGAGCAAUUGCAGCGUCGUCUUGAUACUAUGGCCGGAGAGAUGGAAGAGAUGCGAAAACAAAUGGCGUCUUUCAGGGAGCGUGCCGAAACCGCUGAGGAUGAGACAGUACAGUCGAGAAAGUCUUUGGCAGAGAUGAUCGAAACUUUCCGCCAAGAACGUACAGAAAAGUCUGCAGCCACAGCCACUGAAUCCAAGACAGAUGGAUCCAAUGAUGAUCUGGCGAAGACCGUUUCUGACCAUUCAAUUUUAACCGAGAAUGGCGUUGCCAAAAUUGGCGCCCCGGCACAGAACUUUGACCCCGGAUCUGCAAAGAGCAAAGAGGAGGAUUCUACUUCAAACAUUACGACUUCCUUGCAACGGCGUCAAUACCUCGAGGAAGCAAGUCCCUACGCUUCCAUAUUCGGAGUGGUACUUCUUGGGGUCGGAUUAAUGGCCUAUCUCAACGGGUGGCAAAAGUUGGACAAAUAA
This is a messenger RNA of Penicillium waksmanii, 2217 nucleotides long. RefSeq lists its product as uncharacterized. Gene Ontology annotation, molecular function: protein binding. The record is from RefSeq and is a predicted model, not a curated record. Gene Ontology annotation, cellular component: cytoplasm. The coding region runs from base 1 to 2217 and encodes 738 amino acids. Lineage: Eukaryota; Fungi; Ascomycota; Eurotiomycetes; Eurotiales; Aspergillaceae. The transcript is spliced from 3 exons.